This is a messenger RNA of Moneuplotes crassus, 1470 nucleotides long. Lineage: Eukaryota; Ciliophora; Spirotrichea; Euplotida; Euplotidae. The record is from the annotation of a GenBank genome assembly.
AAUUAAUUUUAAGUGUAAAAAUUAAAUGAGAGAAAUCGUAAAUAUUCAUGUAGGACAGUGUGGUAACCAGAUUGGUUAUGACUUCUGGGAAGGAGUCUGCCAAGAACACUCUAUCCAACCAGACCUCACCUGUGCAGAUUAUGAGCUCGCUGAGCACCAUAAUACAUACUUUGAGGAAAUUGACAAUGGCAAGUUUGUCCCAAGAGCUGUCUUGGUAGAUCUUGAGCCAGGAGUUCAUAAUAGGAUCGCUAAGCAAACUUAUGGAUCUAUUUUUAACCCUGAUAUGAUCUAUAACGAUCAACCAGGAUCUGGAAAUAACUUCGCAAUGGGAUUCUAUUCUACAGGAAGUGAAAUCAUCGAAGAAGUAAUGGAAGGAAUCAGAAAACAAGCAGAAAAAUGUGACUGUAUGGAGGGAUUCCAACUAACUCACUCUCUUGGAGGAGGAACUGGAUCAGGACUUGGAUCCUUGGUCAUGCAAAACUUGAAAGGAGAAUUCUCAGAUAAAAUGCUCACGGCCUAUUCGGUUGUUCCUUCCAUUAAAAAUCCAGAGGUAGUAAUCCAACCAUAUAACUCAAUGCUUUCGAUGAACUACCUCAUUGAGGAAUGUGAUAGCAAUGUAUUGAUCAGUAACGACUCCCUGAAUAAUAUUUCCCAAUUCUCAUUGAAACAAAAAGAUGUUUCAAUCAGUUUCAUCAACAAAAUAGUUAAAAGAGCAAUGCUUGAAACAACUUCUUCUCUAAGAUUUGGAGGUUUCAACAACGCUGGAAUGAGAAAAUUAAAUACUAAUCUGUGCCCAUUCCCAAGACUACAUUUCCUGACGACCACUUUGGCUCCACUAUCAAACAUGCAAGAUAAGAUUUAUGAUGUAAUGGGUGCUAGAGAAUUAGUCAGAGAACUCUUCUCAUCUAAUAAUGCCAUUUGCGAUGUUGAGCUUACCAGAGGUAAGCUCCUCACAGCAGCUGCUAUUUUCAGAGGAGAUAUAGAAUCAUCUGCUGCUGAAUCUUCAUUAGCAAAAUUAAAGCAAAAGAACAGUGGUGAAUUUGUAGAGUGGAUUCCAGAUAGUCUGUUGAGCUCUAUCUGUUCAGUUCCUAACGCAGACUACUCUUGCUCUGCUGUGCUUCUAAGCAAUACUACCUCCAUCCAGUCACUUUUUAAGACUAUUGACGACACCUUCACUCCGUUAUUGAAGAGAAAGGCUUACAUGCACCACUACAUUAGAGAAGGGAUGGAAUGGUCAGAAAUGAGUGAGGCUCAGAUGAACAUGCUGGACCUUAUCAACGAAUACCAACAGUACGAAGCUGCUACCUGUGAUGAAGAAUACGAAGAAGAUGAUGAUGAAGAAAUGGAGGAAGAGUUUGGUGGCUUUAAAACCACUCAUAGUCACUCUGACUUACACUCUACUCAUGCUAGUUCAUGCAAAGAGUAAAAUUCACCAGGAAUAUACUAUAUUUUAACUAAUAAUUAAGUGAA